This is a messenger RNA of Atta colombica, 2002 nucleotides long. Its product is annotated as facilitated trehalose transporter Tret1. NCBI's taxonomy places the organism in Eukaryota, Metazoa, Arthropoda, Insecta, Hymenoptera, Formicidae. The record is from RefSeq and is a predicted model, not a curated record. Gene Ontology annotation, biological process: transmembrane transport; carbohydrate transport. The transcript is spliced from 2 exons. The coding region runs from base 564 to 1973 and encodes 469 amino acids. Gene Ontology annotation, molecular function: sugar transmembrane transporter activity. Gene Ontology annotation, cellular component: membrane.
ACAUACAGAAAGUAUGAUUGAGUAUCCUCUUAAUGUUUGGCGCUGACUUGUUUUGUCGCAUAUCGCCAAAGCGUUCGCACAUCGCCAUUUAUGCACAAUUAUCGCGCGCAGAACUAAGUGGGAGAUUUGUUGAUUGCGAGAAUAUUGCAUCGAACUAAUUGUCCCAAACGGAACCAAAGAGGGAUGACGCAAACGAGGAAAUACUACAGUGAGUGCCACGUUGCUGAAGAAGAUGCAUUCCUCAUUUGUGAAAGAUCUAUUUACAACUGCGGUGUUCGCGCAGUUGAUUAACUCAAGAUAUACGUAUAUCUUCGCGUUCAAUACUGUAUACGACUGAUAAGAAUUGAAUUCUCGGGCCGAUGUUAGCGUCGCGGGUCUCCGUCACAUACUCUGUUGUACGCCACGAUACGCGCUGGUCAGCACGGUUUUGUAUAGCCAACCGUUCCCUCUAGUAGACCCACGAUUGCCCCAACGAGGGACUAUUGACUAUCGAAGAGACGUCAAACUAGAGGAAAGUCACGACCGACGAAAGGACACCACUUUUGUCAGCAAGUGGUCAAAUCAUGUCCGUUGAAAAGAUUGGUAUUUCACAACAGACUUUGGUUUCUACUGAUAGCCUUGGUCGGGCUAAGAGGCUCCCACAAUAUCUGGCAGGCAUAGCAGCAACGCUUGGCGCUCUUGCUGCUGGUAUGGUGCUCGGUUGGACAUCGCCUGCCGGUGAAAAUGGUGUCAAUCUGGCAAAAAAUUAUGACAUAAAAAUAUCCAUCAUUGAAUUUUCCUGGAUAGGAUCACUUGCUACUCUUGGAGCAGGUGCGAUGUGCAUUCCCAUCGGCAUAAUAGCGGAUUUAAUUGGAAGAAAAACUGCCAUGUUAAUCAUGGUAGUUCCAUUCACUAUUGGUUGGCUUCUGAUUAUCUUUUCAAAUUCAGUACUUAUGUUCUACUUUGGUAGAUUUAUUACCGGCCUCAGUGGUGGAGCCUUCUGCGUAGCUGCUCCCUUAUAUACGGCAGAGAUAGCUGAGAGUGAGAUCCGUGGUACGCUUGGCUCCUACUUCCAAUUGAUGCUCACAGUAGGUAUCCUGGCCUCAUACGUUUUUGGAGCCAUUAUCGACAAUAUGAGGACUCUAUCGAUCAUUUGCGCGGUGAUGCCGCUGAUUUUCUUCGGGAUAUUUUUCUUCAUGCCAGAGACUCCAGUGUAUUAUUUGAAGAAAGGUAAUGAAGAGGCCGCUAGGAAAAGUUUGAUCAAGUUUCGUGGCGAUGAAUAUAAUAUCGAAGCCGAGUUGCAGGCGCAUCGUGAAGCGCUUGAAGAAACCAGUGGUGGAUCAUUUUUUGAUUCAAUCAAAUCUCGGGCCGCCAAAAAAGGCUUUAUCAUUGCUUACGGAUUGAUGCUCUUCCAACAAAUGAGUGGCGUGAAUUCUAUCAUUUUUUAUUCUUCGGAUAUCUUUUCCGAAGCCGGAGACGCUAUUUCACCCAACAUAGCUACCAUCAUUGUGGGAACAGUGCAAGUAGUAUCAGUUUUUUUUGGUACUCUUGUUGUUGAUAAACUGGGCAGGAGGCUCCUGCUUCUAAUAUCAAUCACAGUAAUGUUCCUGAUGACUCUGCUUCUUGGGGUUUAUUUUUAUUGUCUUGAUCAUACCACGGCUUUCAAUAAUAUUACAUGGUUUGCACUUAUUCCGCUGUGCACCUUCCUUAUAGUAUUUUCCGUGGGUUUUGGACCGAUCCCGUGGAUGAUGAUGCCAGAGAUCUUUGCGCCAGAGGUGAAAGGAAUUGCUGGGAGCAGCGCCUGUCUAUUCAAUUGGCUUAUGGCUUUUAUAGUCACCAAAUUUUAUUCUGACAUGAAGGAAGCUGUACAAUCCUAUGGCACUUUCUGGAUAUUCUCCUUAUUUAGCGCCGUUGGCACUCUAUUUGUUUACUUUUUAGUUCCGGAAACAAAGGGUAAAACAUUGGACCAAAUACAAAGGGAGUUGAAUGGUUGAUCAAGAAUUGACUAGAAACUUUGACAAGC